Molecule: messenger RNA, 1601 nt
Organism: Ichthyophthirius multifiliis
Lineage: Eukaryota; Ciliophora; Oligohymenophorea; Hymenostomatida
Exons: 4
Molecular function (GO): calcium ion binding
Source: RefSeq, a predicted model, not a curated record
AUGGAUUGGAUUAACAGAUUAAAUAAUAUUCAAAACAAAGUAAGAUUUUAAUUACAUUCGCGUAAAUUAGAUGAUUUAGAGUCCGUAUACAAGCUAAUGAGCGAGUUCGACAAGGACAAUUCCGGAAAACUUGACAAAUACGAAUUCUAGAACUUUUUGAGUAGAAUCGGUGUAUUUUUAAGUUCCUAGGAACUCCGUGCUGUUUACGAUUAAUAUGAUACUAAUAAAGACGAGUAAAUAUCUUACGCUGAAUUUAUAUAAUUAAUCCGAACUUCUAUUUCUGAGAAAAGACUUGCAGUAGUAAAACACGCUUUUUAGUUCUUGGAUAGAAGAAAUAAUGGAAAAUUAAAUAUUAAUGAAUUAAUUUAAUUAUAUAGAGCAGAAGCUCAUCCUAGGGUUGUUACUCGUUAAAAAAGCGCUGAAUAGGUUAGAGAUGAAUUUAUAAAUGCUAUUUCUAAAAAAAGCUUAGAUGGAUAAAAUAUAAUUGAAAAUGAUUUCCUUGAAUAUUAUGCUGAUGUAAAUGCUACACUUCCAUAAGAAAAAGAAGAAUAUUUUGUUGAUAUAGUAUUAAAUACAUGGGGAAUAACAUCUUCUAUUGAUUAUGUUUCUACUGAAAGAUUAAAUGAUUUAGAAUUAAUUUUAUAUGAAAAAAUAAGACAAAAAACUUCAACGAAAAACGAUGAAGGAAAAACACUAUAAAGUGCUUUUAAAUAUUUCGACUUAUAAUCUAGAGGAGUUAUAGAUAUUCAUUAAUUUAAAUAAACAUUAGAGAAAUUCGGAUGUGUAUUUACAGAUAAAGAAAUCCAUGCAUUAUUUAAUAAAUAUGAUACAACUCAUUCCGGAAAAAUAUGUUAUGAUGAAUUUAGUUCUAUUUUUGCUACUUUAGGAAGUUAAAAUAAUGCUAAUGUAAAACCUAUAUUUGAUUUAGAAAGAUAACCACCUACUAUUGUCUUAGAAAAAAUAAGAAAUGAGUUUUAAAAGAGAAAUUUAUAUGCAUUUAGGGCUUUAGGAAGAGCUUGUACAAAAGCUGAUAAUUUCUUAAAUGGAUAUUUGGAACUAAGCGAAUUUUAAUGGGUUUUAAAAGAAGUAGAAUUCUAAUUGACGAAAACUGAAUUUAAUAAUCUUUUUAAAUAUUUUGAUAAGAAUAAUGAUGGAAAAAUUUAUUAUUAAAAUUUUAUUAAUUUGGUUAGAGGUAAUGUUUCUUAAUAAGUUGUAGACUCUAUUGCUUAGAAAUAUUCUAAUUUAUAAAGUUAAGGACCGGUUUCAGUUGCUAGUAUUGUCAGAAAUUAUAAUUCUUUGGCUGUUUAGGAAAUAUAUCAUACUAAAAAAUGUGCCUAAGAAUUGUCAAAAGAAUUCUAAGAUUAAUGGUAAAGUUAUGUUUCAUAACCAUAAGUUUCAUAAGAUUAAUUUGUUGAUUUCUUCGUAGAUGUGUUUGCUUUUAGCUAAAAUGAAGACAAAUUUUAAAAUUAUAUUCAAAAGGCCUUCCCUUGAAAUUUUUAAAGGAAAAAAUAUUUAUAUAUAUAAUAUUAACACUUUAUAAGAAAAAUUCAAAUAUUUUUAUAUAUAGAUAUUAAAAUUAUAAAAAUAAUAUAUAUAUAUAU